Drosophila erecta is the source of this 1991-nucleotide messenger RNA. RefSeq names its product ion transport peptide (gene ITP). Gene Ontology annotation, biological process: circadian rhythm. The record is from RefSeq and is a predicted model, not a curated record. NCBI's taxonomy places the organism in Eukaryota, Metazoa, Arthropoda, Insecta, Diptera, Drosophilidae. Bases 1167 to 1526 code for a protein of 119 amino acids. Gene Ontology annotation, molecular function: neuropeptide hormone activity. The transcript has 3 exons. Gene Ontology annotation, cellular component: extracellular region.
UUGACAUUUAAUGCCUGCAGUUAGUCUGCUUUCGCUUCUCAAGCGGUUUGGGUUUUUCUUCCUUUCCUUUGGUCUCGCCGGAAAAUCCUUGUGACGCGAUCGCGUCCGUUGCCUUGCCUCGAUCGCUACAUACAUAUGUACGUGUACGUGUGUAUAUAGCUGAGACUAUAGCUACGCCACCGAUGUGCAAAUGUUUUGAGCUAAAACAUAUACUUUUGUGAGCUGGAUAAAUACGCAAGAGCACUUAGUAUCGCCAAAGUGUGUGAAUAAUCGGUGCGAACGUGGGAAUGGCGCUGGCGUUGCAAGUUCGCAGUGCAGUUGUUGUUGUAACGUCCAUGUGGAGUGUCAAUUAUGUGGAAAUAUAUUUACAAAGAUGCCCCCAGUGCGUGUGCGUGUGUUUGAGUGAUUCUCCUGGCACUGAAUGUCACUAAAAGAGAGCGAGGGAGAGAGCGCUAGUGUGGGAGAGGAAGUGUAAGUGGAAGUGGGGCUGCUCUCUUUCCAGUGCGUGUAGAUCAGUUACCGCCAGCAACAACAGCCACAACAACAACAGCAGCAGCAGCAGCAGCAGCAGCAGCAGCAAUAACAAACAAACAAACAAACAGGCGACAAUUCACAUUCAUUCCCAUUCAUUGCUGCGAUUAUCGCCAGUUGUGCUUUGCUCUUUCACCACGCACGAACACGAACCAGUGGGUGAAAGGAAGUGAGAGUGGUGAGUGGAGAGUGGAGAGCGGAAAGAGCGCGGAGAGUGUCGCGUGUGAACCGUAGGAAAAUGUGCGGGGGCCGCGGAGGCCGAAGCGAAUGAAGUGGAAGCAGCAACAGUCGAGAAGUUCGCUCUGGGCACGCCCCCUUAUGACGCCCCCUGUGACGCGUUAUCAGCGGACACCCAACAAACACAACAAACACAAAGACCUGACCAAAAUCCACACAAAAUGGCGAUAAACUCCAGUGCCAGAGAAUAAGAAACGCCGCGGGCCCAAAAAGUUCGUUCCCCAAAUAAAAAGGAGGUAAACAAACUCGUUUCUGCCCCACAACAACACCACCCAUGCCCCCUGAACACCCAGAGAACCCGCACCACAGAACCCACCACAACCAGCGAUAAGCAUCCGAAGAUUUGGGUGGCCCAGUCCACAGAAAACCCCGCACCAACCCCGAAACAAGCGCCUAAGAUGUGUUCCCGCAACAUAAAGAUCUCGGUGGUGCUGUUUCUCGUCCUGAUACCAAUCUUCGCCGCCUUGCCACACAACCACAACCUGUCGAAGCGCAGCAACUUCUUCGACCUGGAGUGCAAGGGCAUCUUCAACAAGACCAUGUUCUUCCGACUGGACCGCAUCUGCGAGGACUGCUACCAGUUGUUCCGCGAGACGAGUAUACACCGAUUAUGCAAGAAAGACUGCUUUGAUUCAAAAUGGUUUGGCGAAUGCCUGAAAGUGCUGUUAAUACCCGAAGAGGAAAUAUCCAACCUACAGCACUUUCUGAGAGUAGUGAACGGCUCGCCCAUAUCCUUCAACAUGGGGCCGCAAACAUAACUCUAAGUCCCCGCCCACACACCCGCACCACACACCACACACCGCACUCCACACACCACACACCAUACACCACACACCACACACAGUUGAGAAUCGCUGCGAAUAUCGUGGAUUGGAACGGGCAUCCGAGUCCAAAUCGAAAUGCAGAUCCAGAUCCAGAUCCAGUCCCACUACAACCACAAAUGCAGAGCCAGAACACAGAAAUCUAAAAUAUUAAAACGCCCAAAUUUAAUUCGUACUUAUUUAUUACUGUAUGCCUUACAGUUCUUACUAUAUGUGUUUUUUUAAAAACGAAUUAUUUUUAUUAAUUUAUUGAGAACGUUAUGCGUUUGUUGUAAGUAACAUAAUCGGGGAGUGAGAGAUGGGCGAUGAUGAUGAUGAUGAUGAUGAUGAUGAUGAGGAGGAGGAUCGCAGAUCUCGCACUCCCCAAAUAUACAUAGAAGCCGAAGUAUUUAUUUUUAAGUA